This is a messenger RNA of Micromonas pusilla CCMP1545, 1853 nucleotides long. RefSeq lists its product as uncharacterized. Gene Ontology annotation, molecular function: methyltransferase activity; nucleic acid binding. The record is from RefSeq and is a predicted model, not a curated record. Lineage: Eukaryota; Viridiplantae; Chlorophyta; Mamiellophyceae; Mamiellales; Mamiellaceae. The transcript is spliced from 2 exons. Gene Ontology annotation, biological process: methylation. The coding region runs from base 539 to 1075 and encodes 178 amino acids.
GUUGUUCAACUCUAAGUUAUGGUUCCCGCCGAAAGGAGUCUACAAGGAUGAAUGGACGGAGCUUGGCCACUCUGAAAGUCCAUUUUGUCACCCUCAAGUAAUUGAUGAGGUUGUCCAGCUUGAGGGGACCAGGUCAUUUGAACAGCUCGUUAGCCUGUGUGGCAAGUCUCUAGUGGGACGAAAGCCCCCUUCUAAGAGGAGUUCUCGUUCUGAAGGAAACUUCCAUCAAGAACGCGCGGAAAGUUCACACAAAUCUUCUGAUGAAGUGAUAAUUCAUGAUAUCGCUGCUAGCUGCAGGUUUGGGUCGCCGCGCCAGAACGGUCCCGAUACGGUGUUUCCAAGAGAAUAUGGUAGUCACGUUGCGCAGGGUGAUAUUUUUUUGCCUCCAUUUGCCGUGCACUCUCCUUUUGAAGUCUUCUACGAAUGCAAGAGGCGAGUCAAGGGUGCACGAAUACAGAGCUUCGUCGACUUUUAUUUUUAAGACGAGAACUGUGCGAAGUCCUUUUGCCUUUUUUCCCCCGCGUUUCUUAUAUAUUGUAUGAACCCCACCGACGAAUAUAUGACCCCUCCCUCAGCGUGGGAGGCAAUACAAAAGUACAUACCAAAGAACAAGGUUAUUUGGGAAGCCUUCUACGGGGAUGGAAAGUCAGGCGACACGCUACGCACCUUGGGCUUUAAGGUGAUUCACGAUGAGGUGGACUUUUUUGAAAAUAAUUUAGGUGAUGUUAUAGUUAGUAAUCCACCCUUUAGCCGCCGCGCCGCCGGCCCGCGUGCUAGCGUUUCCAUUUCCACGAUCGCCGAAGUUUAUCCCAGCGACCGUAGGCGUAGAGACUACUCUGUAUGCCAUGAAGAGCUCGGGAUUACGCCCGACUUUCGCCGUGUUGAAAUAACACGCCGCGUAAACUUCAUUCAUGUAAAUUGGGACUCCCGACCGGGCUCACCGCGAUCGUCGACGACGCCUCGUCGCCGUCGCUCCAUCCGAAAUCGAAGUCGUGCUCGCUACACGUAUCGUCGCCGGCGCCCGCGGUGCUGGUGGGAGACCGCGGCGCCUUCGACCUAUCCUUCGCCCCAAUAAUCACAGGAGUUAGUAAGGACAGUCGGCUCGAACAUUCGUAUGGCUUCCUCAAUGUUAUCAAUGAAGCAAAGACAGGAAGUAGCAUGAUCAGCAAGGGUAACUGCAUCCAAUGCACCAGAACCGCAAGACUUUAAAACAUGGGUCAGAUCUUUGGCAGCGACGUUAUCAGAAGUUUUUCGGGAAACUUUGAUCGUUUUUUUGCCGUCAACAAGUGCAUCGAUCGCUUGCCGGACAUCAACGCCGUUCAUUUCACGAAAGUUGUCACAGUUCAGCAAAUCUGUUAUGGUCGAAAGCGCAGACGAGGCAUCAUCUAGCUUGCAGGCAAUCGAAACAGCUUUGACAGUAUUGUCUACGUCGUAUCCGCAGAGUGGCAGCAGUUUUCCAAUUAAACGAGGAGAAUGAUUUCCAACCUUGUCAAACACGUCCGCGAACUUUUAUCUACCAUAUCUUCAGGGCUGAUUUGCACUUCGGGAGUAAAUGAUUGAGCGUUAGGAGGUGUCAAAGGCGAGGCCCCGGUCAAAUCAACAGUAGGAGAAGUCACGAGAUCGGCGGGAGGAACCGUAGCGCUACCGCCAGGCAACGCAGCCCCGACAAGUUGCAAGCGCCUUUGAUCAAGCGAGAGGGCACCCCCUGUACUAUGGUUAUCUGGGAGUCCAGUGUCAUCUGGGAUAAUGCGAGUCGGUGGCGGGACACCCGAGAGAGCAUUGGCCUCACCAACGUGUUUAGCCAAUUCAGAGUCGAAAAGAUUCGUCACCACCCUUCUUCCCUCUCCUCUCUC